AUGCAAAUUCUACCACUGAGGAUCAUUCAAUAUCAACCUAUCGAAGAGUUUGUUGUAAACGGUAUUCAGCAAGUCAAAAAUGAAUUUUAAAUUACUUUUGUUUGUGAGUUGUGUUCUGAUUGUGGUAUCGGGCCGUCGCCAUCAUCACGACAGACACAAUGGCGGUGGAGGUGGUCAUCGCCACAGAAAUUCUCAUCACUGGCAUCGCCAUGAUCCAUUUGUUCACUUUGAAGUCCAAGAGCCAAAAGGUCUGACAGUGUCCAUGGUUCAGCGAUCGCCCAACACUACAUUCUUCGGAAUCGAGCUAUACGUUAACCGUAACCCCAAGCUGUCCAACGAAACACACUGCGACGUUUGUCAGAAUACUACGUCUAUCAGCUAUGGAAAGUUUAUCGUUGAAGAAGAGGAAGCUGUAAUUAAGAAGGGAGAUGUACUGUAUUACUAUGUGUUGCUGGGGAAUAGUGUAAAUGUUACUCGUCUGCACCUACAGAAAAUGUGGGUUACUGCUUCAAUCAUCAACCGAUGCAACUGUGAAACGGCACCAGUUCCUCCAAACAUUGACCUUCGCUUUGGGCAACCUACAGCUUCUCCCGAAGUUUCCGAUCGUCGUCCAACUUUCGGAGUGAAUCCAGAAAACUCGCCUGUAACAACAGAAGCUCCCUUUGAUAUCAAUGAAAACUUGAAUGAAUUGAACUCUGGAGAACUCUUUCCAUUCGAGUGCGAUCUAGACCCCAUCACCAACCAGUGCCGUAAAGCGAAAAGCGAUAAACUGCAGUCCAGUCACGAUCUGGAGCGUGAGGUGGAAAUCCUGGAAGCAAUCGUGGAGCAAAUGAGGAAGUCGACUUGUGGCUCACGCGGCACCACAAAUAUGCUUCGUCUGGAGGGUUCAAAUUUACCAACUAACAACAUGGAACAACUGAAAAAUGUUGUUCAGUCAUCGCUUUCGGUUAACUCGGAAAUGAAAGACUUGGUCAGCCAUAUAAAGAGUAUCAUCCCGGACAGGCGAUCCCCGAAUACGGUGUACUUCGAUAUGUUUAGCUACGUGGACAAGCAAAAGGUCCUGUACCAUGCACGGAUGAACAACAUUAACCAUAUCAGUGACUUUGACUCGCUGCGCUUACGGCCACAGAAUCGUAGGUAUUAAAUUCGGUCAGGGAAGUAAAGAAGCAGCUAGGUUUAUGAGAUAAAAAUCUAAUAAAUAAAACGAUUUCAUUAUUAUGCUA
Aedes aegypti (yellow fever mosquito) is the source of this 1223-nucleotide messenger RNA. RefSeq lists its product as uncharacterized. The record is from RefSeq and is a predicted model, not a curated record. NCBI's taxonomy places the organism in Eukaryota, Metazoa, Arthropoda, Insecta, Diptera, Culicidae. The transcript is spliced from 2 exons. The coding region runs from base 80 to 1144 and encodes 354 amino acids. Gene Ontology annotation, molecular function: carbohydrate binding.